AUGAUCCACCGCGAAGUAGCCGAUGGUCUAGAGCGUCUUUGGAACCAUGUGGCAGACCAGGUUGAUAAGAGGUACUUGAUUAGAUUCAGUUAUAUUGAAAUCUACAAUGAAAAGAUCAAUGACCUCCUGGAUAAGAGCAAUCAGGGUUUAACUAUAAGAGAAGAUAUCAAACGUAAUGUGCUGCUUGAUGCAAGGGAAGCUGUCGUAGACAAUGUUGAUCAAGUUAUGGAGAACAUGAUGCAGGGCAAUAAGAUCAGACGAGUUGCAGCUACUCGCAUGAAUGAGAGGUCAUCUCGAUCACACACGAUUUUCCGGAUUAUUCUGGAGUCGAAAGAUGCCAAUCAGAAAGAUGGACCUGUACAUAUAAGCUACCUUAACUUAAUGGACUUGGCUGGUUCUGAGAGAGUUUCUCUGACGAAAGCUGCUGGUGAGCGUCUUGAAGAGGGGGCUAACAUAAACAAAUCUUUGUCAGUAUUAGGAAAUGUGAUAAGGUAA
Messenger RNA from Acanthoscelides obtectus, 495 nucleotides. The record is from the annotation of a GenBank genome assembly. Lineage: Eukaryota; Metazoa; Arthropoda; Insecta; Coleoptera; Chrysomelidae.